GUCUCCGCUGUCCUCUUCUCUGCGGCUUCCGGCCUCCUUCGCAUCAAGGAGAGAGAGAGAGAGAGAGACCGAGGAGCAGUGAGAGGGACGGGGCGGUUUUGAGGAUAGGAUGGGAUCGACGACGACGCAGAUCGUCCUGGAUCUGAACGCUUUUGCCAGGAGAACAGUCGGAGGGUUCCUCAACGACGCGGCGGAGGCGGAGCUUGGUGCCGGAGAUGGUCGGAUGACAAAGAUGAAGGAGUGCGUGAGGAUGCUAGAGGAGGAGAGGACAAAGACCGAGGCUUUCAAACGCGAGCUCCCGCUCUGCAUGCUUCUCCUCACCGAAGUGAUCGAAGGGCUGAAGAUGGAGAUGGAACAAUGGUCGCGCGAGAGAUCGGAGCGCCCGUUCGAGGAAUUUAUUCCGACUAGAAGUCGGUGCAAGGAAGAGAGAGGGGAGGACGAAGCGGAUUUCAAGGAUAAGAUGAACUGGAUGAGUUCUGUUCAGUUGUGGAGUGAUACUUCCAGCGAAGAAAAGAACGAUGAUGACAACAAAAAUUCAACAGAGAAAAAUGGAAGAUCAAAUCGCCUGGUCGAGGAACGACAGAGCUUGUUCUUCAACUCUACUACCCGUGGGGCUAGCUUUUUGCCCUUUAAUGGCACAUCAGCUCCUACAAUGAAAUCCAAAGGGGAGCUGAAGCAGGUGUUGGUGUCUCCUGAUCUCUCCCUUGUGCCGACUGCGUCAAAGAACUCACCUUGUUCGCUUUCAUCUGCCGCCGAGGAGCAUUCUAGCGGUGGGUCGGGAUGUGAGGGAGUGGCUGGAUCUCCGAUGUCGGUCCCUGCUUCUGUGGGCGCGCACCUAAGCUUACAGCUUCAGCCGCCGCCAAGGAAAGUCCGGCGAUGUUGGCCACAGGAGCUGCAUAGCCGGUUUGUCAAUGCUCUCCAACAGCUUGGUGGAGCUCAAGUGGCGACUCCGAAGCAGAUAAGAGACUUAAUGAAGGUGGAUGGCCUCACCAACGAUGAAGUGAAAAGCCAUCUGCAGAAGUACCGAUUGCACACGCGAAAGGCGCCUAAAGUUUCUUCUAUCGGUGGCCGACCGGUUGCUGUUUUAGGGGGAGGUAUGUGGGUUCCCCAAGAGGACUGCACCUCUUCACCUCAACAAAGUGUCUCACAAUCUGGCUCUCCUCAAGGCCCCCUCCAGCUAGCCGUUUCGAAUAGAGCACACUCUUUUGCUGGAGAAAGUUGCGGGGAAGAAGAUGAGAAGUCAGAUAGUUAUACCUGGAGAUGAGAAGUUAAGAAAAUUUAUAAUUUUGUAGGUUCAUGAGAAGAGACCGGCAUAUUUUUAACUUCGAAUAUAUGCAAGGAUAUCAGAUGUUUUGUGAGUUGUUGUAUGAUCAUAUUCAAAGGAAUAGUUUAUGCCCAGAGUAGGGGAGUCUUUGAGCUCCUCAGAUGA
Molecule: messenger RNA, 1429 nt
Organism: Zingiber officinale
Lineage: Eukaryota; Viridiplantae; Streptophyta; Magnoliopsida; Zingiberales; Zingiberaceae
Product: transcription factor NIGTH1-like
Exons: 5
Coding region: 110-1264 (384 amino acids)
Biological process (GO): regulation of DNA-templated transcription
Molecular function (GO): DNA-binding transcription factor activity; DNA binding
Source: RefSeq, a predicted model, not a curated record